Molecule: messenger RNA, 6971 nt
Organism: Manduca sexta (tobacco hornworm)
Lineage: Eukaryota; Metazoa; Arthropoda; Insecta; Lepidoptera; Sphingidae
Product: KH domain-containing, RNA-binding, signal transduction-associated protein 2
Exons: 11
Coding region: 359-1399 (346 amino acids)
Biological process (GO): regulation of alternative mRNA splicing, via spliceosome
Cellular component (GO): nucleus
Molecular function (GO): mRNA binding
Source: RefSeq, a predicted model, not a curated record
ACAAGCGCAUCUUUAGUGUAUUGCACGCCGCGGAACGGAAACAACCUCCUUUAUAUUCGCAAUACGUGUGCGAAUAAGAAUUUCGAACGCGAAUUCGAAAUUCGAACGUGAAAUUAAAUUCCAAACAAAAAAACGUUCGUGAAAUAUUGAAUCUCGAAGAUCGGUGAAUUUCGAAUAUGGAACGCAAACGGUGAAAGUAAUUUUGAAUUUCGAAUGCAUCUGUGAGUGCUUACCAAUAAUGUUAAUAAUUCUCGGAUCAGUUUAAUUUACGUAUCGGAUCUGCGUAAAAUUAAAAAGUGUGAGUGUGUGCCAGUGAUGCGCGAGUGACGUGGUGGUAGUGACGUAGCGUGACGUCAUCAUGGAGCCGACCGCGCUACCCCUGGAGGAUGAAGAGCGGCCGCAGCAAGGCUCCUCGACCGGCAGCGGAUCGUCAUCUGGAACCGGAUAUUACGGGCAUAAGAAUGGUGAAUGGCGCGGGGAGAGGAGGAUGCUGGACAUAACGCGAGACAAGCCCGUCAAGGUGUGCGUGAGAGUAGUCGUGCCAGUCAGAGAUCACCCUAAAUUUAACUUCGUGGGCAAACUACUUGGACCGAAGGGCAACUCAUUAAAGCGUCUUCAAGAGGACACCAUGUGCAAAAUGGCCGUUCUAGGCCGAGGGUCCAUGAAGGACCGCCAAAAGGAGGAGGAGCUGCGUGUGUCAGGAGAUCCGAAGUUCGCGCACCUGUCCGACGAGCUGCACGUGGAGAUCAGCGCGUUUGCUACGCCCGCUGAGGCUCAUGCCAGAAUCGCGUACGCUCUGGCUGAAUUGAGGAGGUUCCUUGUGCCUGACUACAACGACGACAUCAGACAAGAGCAGAUGCUAGAAAUGCAGAUCCUGUCCUCGCAGACCGAGCAGAGGAGGCUCACCCCUCCAGACUCCUCGAGGAGUGGCAGCGAGGAAACACUGCCUCUGCGAGAUACACAUAAGCAAAGGAUCACAGGAGUGCAGCCUUCGCCUGCGCCAGCGACCUUGCCUGGUGGUAUCGCGGUGAACCACGGGGCGACCGCUCGAGACUUCUCACCACCAGCCCCGACCCCUGCCCCGGACCAUCUCGCUGCACAUCAUCAGUUGGCUGCCGGUCACACGGGUCACGGUAUGCUGGUCGGAGGGGGAGUCCUGCAGCAGCCCCCCACCCACCACCUGCUCACACAGAAUUCCAUACUUGGUGGAGGCGACAUCCUGGGCCUCAGCAGCCCGAUGCUGGGCGGGGUUCUGCAUGCCCACCCUGCCAUGCGCGGCGUCAAGCCCGCCGCGGUACACGCGCUCGCAACGCAAGGUCGGUGCGGCUGGUGGGGCGGUUGCGAGCGCUCGCAAGCGGCCGCUGUUGGGCGGCGCGCGGGCGGCCAUGUCGCCGACUAAGCGCGCUGUGAUGACGCUCCUUGCGCGUGCGCGGGCCGCGACGCAUAAGCAAGCGACUUGGCCGGCGCCUCAUGAGCACACGGCUCUCCUGCCCCUCAUCAGAGAUGAAUUCGUCACAGGAGUGGGAGUUAACAUAAACCUAGCGUAACUUUAUACCGUAAAUAGUCAAAUUUCAUUAGCAUAAGUUUAGUUACUGUAGAAUAAAUCGAUUAGUAUCGAUACUGUCUUGUGUUACACGCAAUCGAAUAUGUUAUGCAACGUCGAUUAUUUUGUAUCGAUUAUUUUCUCAUCGAUUAUUAUUCAGAGGUUCUCAACUCGUAGCUGGCUUCGUUCCAAAUAUGAAAUAUUUCCGACACCAGCUAUCGCCUUUUAGUAAUGCAAAUGGAUUUUACAGAGAUGUUUUGAACCCAAAGUUGAGUACCUCUGUAAUAUUUAUAAGAGCAGUACAUGAUAUAUUAAUUGAGGUACAUUAUUUAGACCUAUCACAAAAUGUUGAUGCCUCUUUAUGCCCGAUAAAAAGGUAAGUAAGUCUCUCUUAAACAACAUAUUCUGGGUACAGGCUUCUGCCGUAUAAAAGCGUAAGUGGCAAAAGGGAUUAAUCCGAAAAUAAGUUCCUACUUCUUAAAAAAAUUACCUACUAAAUGCCAUGUACUGCAUCUUUUAAAUAUUUUAAAUACCCAAGUACCUUGUUAUUACGACCUUCGUGAUGUUACCAUGGUUACAAUUUAAAAUACCCUUAAAUUCAUUCUAAGUUUACCCGAACAUAAUUAAGAGCUAUACGUCGUGUGUGUUAUUUAGCACAAAUUAGCGAUCAAUAAAACUGUAGUAUAGUAACCGCACUACCGAAUAACAAUAACGAUGUUCAGUAACGGUCGAUAACUAUUGCAAUUGUCAAUUAAGACAGAGUACGACAAAUAAAUUUUUUCACGGGUACAAGAUGACCCCACUACAUCUGAUGGUAAGUGGAGUGGGGUCCAAUAGAAUGCCGACUAACGAGAGAUGAUUACCCCUCGACAGUCGACACGAUUAUGUCGUCCUGUUGGAACCGGAUAUACACAGGCCGAUUCCGGAACGCGACACACUUACGUGGGCCACUAUGCCGAGUUUUAACACCUUGUAUAUGGUAGUAUUUAUUUGGAUUAAUGGGAAAAAAACUAUCUCAAUAGUUCCAAACAACAUUACAUUAACAAAAAAUUAACUUUUUAAACAUCCAAAAAGGUUUCAAACAUUCUUUAAAUCCUCAACUAUGUGUUCAUGAAAAAUAACCGUUUUUAUAUUCGAAAAAUUCAAAUUUCGAACGUUACUUUACAAACAGGGUCGGAUUUAGGGCAUCAACAGUAACCCAUGACCCGCAUCACGAAUGUCGUAAUAAAAAAACAAUUUAUUUCUAGUCAAUUUAAAGUAAACCCCAUAAGCUUGUGUAGAGGAACACGAUGGUUAAUGUCCCAUGCCUUCGACGUGAACUGUGUACAUACACAUAGAUUAGGUACAUAAAUACAUAUAUCUACAUAUAAUAAUAAUAAAAAAUUGAUUAUAAUUGUAUGGAUUGAUAUUUUCUGGAUUUAAUUCUGUUAAACGUAAAAGAAAAAAAAUGAUUUUUACGUCCCACUUCUACCAAGAAAAUAUAUAAAAAAAAAUUUACGUCAUUACAUUUAUUCAAGCAUAGGGUUAACUGCAGCGAACUUGAUACCAAGUGAUUAACUCCUCCUAAUUUAUAGUUAUUUAAUGAUGCGAGACAACAAACUACAAUUGCAACAAUUACGCCGGCCUGCUUACCCGCAAAUUUUAAUAGAAAUUUCCAAUCACUUUUUUCGACCUCUCAGAAAUGGACCAAUCAGACCAAAGGUUUUUUGGCAUUCUUACAAAUGAGUUAUUUUGAUUGGUUCAUUCUCGGAAUCGGUUUGAAGACUGAGAUUGGGAUCGUUUAUUGAAAUCGGCUGUAAAUCGGGCACCGGCAAAUUCCAGAAUGCAUGUCAGUAAUCUAACUAAAUCCAGUAAUUAUGAAUAAAUCAGCCUUUGCACUCCACAACAAUAAAUAACAUUGACGUAUAUUCUAUAGACACGAACGUCUAUAUAAACUAUUUGUUCAAAAUCUGAACUAAAAUGGCAACCAAAACGUCACUAUUAUAACCUAUUUAUUCACUUGAACAACAAAUAAUUUUACUUAUUUGACUAAACUUUUUAUUCAUAUCCAGGUUUAUACUUAGACUCGAGUUCUUAUAUUAUGAGCGCCACUUCGUAUAUAACCACACGAUAUCAAUGUUGAAGUCAUACUAAAGUCAAGUGUACGGAUUGCAUUACAGUUGAGCCGAACACAGUGAGUGUACGGAACGCCAGAUCUAUUACGUAGUACAUAAUAUAUAACGAUGAUAAGUAAAGUGUCUUUUUGACUGUAUUUAAUUUUUGAAAUGUAAAUUUGACAUUUUUACGCAAACAUAAAAAGACAUUAAUGGCAGCUCACCAAUUCGCGAAAACAAAUAUUUAAUUCAAGAUAGGACAACGGUUUUAUCAAACAUUUUAUUCUCUUCAUUACUGGUGUCUUUACGGUGUUAAAAAAUCCUUAUAAAAAGGUUAUCUACUAUCGUUGGCAAGUUUACGUUUCAAUUUGAAUAAAUUAUUUGCACAGGGCCGUAUCUAGAACUAUUGAGGGGAGCAAAAAUGUUUUUUUUCAUUGGGAUGAAAUGAUUUAUUUAAAAUUGAACUAUUCAAAUGUUAAGCAUUAUUUCAUUAUCAUCAUCAGCCACAUAAAGUCCACUGCUGAACAUAGGCCUCCCCCAACGAUUUCCAGACAUACAUCUCCAUACAUUAUUUAAAUUCAGUCAGUAUUUUCUCUUUUAACAUUUCGUAAAGCAGUUCUCACGAGAAAAGAAAUGGCAAAAAACUCUUUUACUGGUGUUAUGUUUCUCGUAUGCGAAAACCUGUCUUAUAGAUACAAUCACAACGUCUAUUUUAGACCAAAUAGUAGUGUUGUGUUCCGAUUUUAACGACAUCUAGGGAUUAACUUAUUGAGUAUAGAAUAGCAGACAUUUUCUUUUUAUACAAGCCCACGCAAAAUAACCACAUCAGCACCUGAUGGUAAUGGAUUAAAGUCCAAUAGAAUAUCGACUGACGAGAGAUGAUUACCCCUUAGUCGACACAAUAAUGCCGACCUGUUGGACCGGAUAUACACAGGCUAAUCAUGUGACAAAUUUACGUGGGGCACUAUAGCGGGUUUUAACACCUUGUGUACGGUGGUCGCUAUCCGUGCGAAUAUAAAAUAUCCUACCACCAGCAAAUUAUUAUUCGUGUCAUCUCAAUUUCUGAUUAAAAACCUUGUUACUUCUACGGACAUAUUAUUACAUAAGUUACGGAUAGAGGCACAAGUCGUGAGCACAUUCAUAUUUAGUCAGUAUGACAUCCAACGCUAUGAUGUUUUGCGAAAUUGAUUCUUCAAUCGAUGCUCGUUAUCUAUUGUAGUUACACGCGCCAUUCCCACCACAGUUAUUUUUUUUUUCCUAAGGUUUCGGACUGGUAUAUUUUUUAAAUUAUCAAACGGGUGUGAAAUUUGUGUCUCACAUACGGCGAGGAGGGGGUGCGAGGUUCUGCUAUUUGAUAUGUAAUUCGUCCCCAAUGUUCAUCAGUUCAUGACUUGUUAUACUAAACCUACAAAAAAAUGUAAUAUCUUUAUGAAGUUAAUGCGUUACGAAAGGAGAUAUGGGUCAACUAUUAAUAGAUUUAUAUUGCAGAAAAUAUCUAUCCAUACGUAUAUAUGUACUAUGAUAUAAGUCAAAAUCGAUACGAAAAUUAAACCUUAAUAUAAAAAAGCAACUCUUGUGGAAAACACGUUAUGUGAAAUUAUGUGUUUACAUUUUUGGUUGAAACUUAUUCUAAACUAUAUCUUAUUGCAGUAUUAAAAUAUAUACUAAAACUGUAAUAUAAAUGUAUAUAUUUACUUAAUGCCUGAGUUUAUUUUACCGUUCAGAAACUCAUGAAAUAUUUAUCAUUUGGAGUCUGCAGUUUCAUCGUGUUUUCUCAGUAAACUUUGACUUAUGUCUCAGUAUAUUUCGAAAUAAAAACACCGCUUACAAAUACACUUAUAAACUUAUCAUCACACCUAAAAUAUUUUAUAAGAUUGCCAAUACCAGUUGACAAUGUUAUAGUGGCACUUAUUUGGCCUAUUUAUAGGAAAAUAAACUUUAUAUAAAUAAAAAGAAAAUUCAUUUCGCUUAACGAAACUACAAAUAAGUCUUGUAGAAUAUCGCCAAUGAAAAUACAACACUCUUGGCAUUCUUUAUCAGGCACAUUGUUUUGCUCGUGCACCGGGAGUUCCACUCAAGAUUUACCGUGUUCAAAUAUCUUAUUUCAGAUUAAAUAGGUAUUAAACGUUUCUUAAAAUUAAAUGCUGUCGAGCGUCCAUUGGGCAGUAAACUAUGCUAUAAAUAAUUUCAAAAUAUUUGAAAAUUGGUUCUGGUAAAAUAAGAUAUACUUACUUUUCACAAAAAAGGUUGCAAAUAUUUUUUACCAACUAAAAAAUCCAGGGACGGACUUGGAAACCAAGCCUGCUCACUGCACCCCCCAUACAAAGGUAUGACUAAAGAUUAGGGCUUUUAGAGGUAAUAUGUGUAGAAAAGGAUCAGAAACUGUGUUAAAAACUACCAAUAUUUGACAAAUUGUUCGUCAACUUUGUGUAUAAUAGACUAAGAUGACGAAAGAAAUGUUUUUAAUCUACCAACAUUUAAAAAUUACGAAAGGACAUUUUCAAAUAUUUUGAGACGUAAAAAAACCUUUUAUAAUUAAAUGGAGUAUUAAAGUGUGUUUAAAUUAAGAUAUUUAAUAUUAAAAAAUAAUUGAUGUAAACUUAAAUAAUUGCUUAAACCUCGUAAUAUGUGUUUUGUGAUAUGUAGAUAGUGAAAAUCUCUCUCAAAAUUGUAGUCAUAGAGAAAAAAAGAUAUAACACCAACAUUCUUUUAUAUAUUGUAUAUGUGUAAAAAAUGUAUUUUCCAAAGCUACACAUAUUGAAAAACUACAAAAAAAAGUUUUUUUAUCUUUUUAAUUUUUUUUUAAUUACCCAAAUGUAACAAAGGAUUAUGAGAUAUUCGAAAGGUUCUGGAAACAGAACAUAAAUGGAUGGUUUAAUAACAUAUCGUUAUUUGUACAUAUUGAAGUACAUAUGGAAAUAUUUGUAACAGAUGCAAAAUUUUAUAACUCAAAACUCAUUAAUAACGAAAUUGUGACGAAAAAGUACUAUUUACAUGAUAAACUUGCCUUUUUAAUAUUAUUUUUUUCACAGUUUCCAUUUUUUUUUCCUAAAACCUAAUUCAAACUGCAUCUGAGGUAGGGAAUUAAAAUAAUUUGAACAGUAUUGAUAUAAAACAAACUAUAAAGAGCUAUUUAACCAAAGAAAGAACGUGUUUUAGCAUCGAUUCUAAGAUAAAGUAUUAUAUGUAUGAUUUUAAAUUAUUUGUAUUAGUUUGAGUUGGGUUGGAGUCAUAUUAUGUAAUAAGGUUGAUUUUUCAAUAAUGCAUUUUCAAUCCUCAUGCUAAUCUUGCUCGAAGGACCAAAUAUAAAUUGUACAGUAGCUUGAUUGGCAAAA